AUGGCCGCCAGCGACAUGUUUUUACAACCCCCAAGUGAUGAGGAAUAUCCACUUGUGCACCGCGAAACUUCCCAUUACAACCCGCUGCAUACCUUCCGACUGCCCUCGGGCAGCGAACGACAGUACCAACAGCAAUAUGGCGACAUGUACUUCUUGCGACUGGCAAAACUGAAACCGGUCGUGGAGGCGGUUGGAACAGAGGCCUGGGAAGGGUUCAGUAUCGCUGGAGAACAUGCCCACCGUGUAGAACGAGUACUCGAUGUCCGGCAAGGAGAACUGUGCUGGGUUGCCGGGACGGUCUACAUGGACAUGCCAUUGAAACCGAAUAUUCUCGACGAUCUGUCGAAAGAGAAUCACAUUAUAGCCCCUCCACCUCGUCGGACUUACAUCGACCCUGCGCAUCCGGAGUUGACCCAGAUCAUGUUAGAAGACGAGUCGGGCCGUCUACGCCUGACAGGAAAUUUAUUGAGAUCCACGCAGCUCGCUACCGGCGCGAUCAUCGCUGUACUGGGGACGGAGAACGCGAAUGGCGAUUUUGAGACGAUUGAUAUCAGAGUGCCGGAUCUGGCUCCGCAGCCUCGGCGGUGGGAGCGAGAUGAAGCUCAAUCCAGUGGCAAGAGGUCGAGUAAGGGCAAGAUUGCUUUUGUGAGCGGGCUGGGGAUUACCGGGACGUCGAGCGAUGCCCUUGCGCUUGACCUUCUAACGGACUACCUCCUUGGGUAUACUGGAUCAACGGGCGAGAGCAGUGACGGCUCGGCGCCGAACGCGUCCACAAUUACGAGACUGAUCAUCGCCGGUAACUCGCUUGGUGCCUCGGUGACGGCCGAGGCAGCUUCUGCUGGGACGGAGAGCGGAGCGGUCUCGAAGAAGAAGAGCGGACCGAAGAAGUACGGCUACGACGCCUCGGCAUACAACGCCUCGCCGAUUACACAGUUGGACAAUUUCCUAGCGGAGAUCCUGCCCAGCAUCCCCGUUACGCUCAUGCCUGGUGACAGCGACCCGGCGAACUUUGCACUUCCUCAGCAGGGAAUCCAUCGAGCCAUGUUUCCGCGAUCCAGAGCGUACUGCGCUGCACCGCCUUCUAAGGAUGAAACGCCCGAGCCGGGGUGGUUCGACAGUGUCACCAAUCCGUGGGAGGGAGACGUCGAAGGAUGGCGGCUGUGGGGCAGUAGUGGGCAGAACGUGGACGACGUGCUCCGAUAUCUGGAUUUUGCCGAUGGGGAUGCUGAUCAGGACGCCGGCGACGGCGACAUUGAAGCCAGGAUGAGGAUCAUGGAGGCCAUGUUGCGUUGGAGGUGCGGAGUUCCCACUGCGCCGGACACAAUAUGGUCUUAUCCAUUCCAAACAAGCGAUCCCUUCGUAAUACAGUCCUGUCCGCAUAUUUUCUUCGCGGGCAAUCAACCGCGAUUCCGGACAGCCUUGUUGGAAGGCGACUUGCCCCUUAAGCUCAACGGCACAGACACAGAAAUGAGCGACGCACCAGGCGACGCCGGUCCGCGUGUCCGUCUCUUGUCCAUUCCGAAGUUCAAAGAAACCGGCGAACUGAUCCUCAUAGAUACCGAGUCACUGGAGGUCGAGGUAGUCAAAUUCGGGGUUUUUGCAGGCAAAGAAGAAAAGCAAUAG
Messenger RNA from Aspergillus clavatus NRRL 1, 1623 nucleotides. RefSeq names its product DNA-directed DNA polymerase delta subunit POL31. Gene Ontology annotation, biological process: DNA strand elongation involved in DNA replication; DNA replication. Bases 1 to 1623 code for a protein of 540 amino acids. The record is from RefSeq and is a predicted model, not a curated record. Gene Ontology annotation, molecular function: DNA binding. The transcript is spliced from 5 exons. NCBI's taxonomy places the organism in Eukaryota, Fungi, Ascomycota, Eurotiomycetes, Eurotiales, Aspergillaceae. Gene Ontology annotation, cellular component: delta DNA polymerase complex.